GUCGACACCGGUGAAAGGAACAAUUCAGUAGAAGGCGAAUUUACCGUUCAGGUGGAAAAUGGCGAAGAAAAGCGUUGGAGCCGUGAUUCACGGGGUUGAAGAUAUGCGAAUGGAACAAGUUCCAAUUCCUACUCCACGAGAUAAUGAGGUGUUGCUGGAGAUGGAUUGUGUUGGAAUCUGUGGAACGGAUGUUCACGUACUGACGCACGGAGGAUUUGGAGAGUACAAAUUGCAGCAGCCAAUGGUGAUUGGACACGAGUCUUCCGGUGUGGUGAUCGGCACCGGCAAGGGAGUGAAGCGAUUGAAAGUUGGUGAUCGCGUUGCAGUCGAACCGGCUAUUGGCUGUAAGGUGUGCAAAUUGUGUAAGCUCGGGCGUUACAAUCUUUGCCCGGAUGGGAUCUACAGUGCAACUCCACCGAUCCAUGGUACUUUACAGAAUUACUACACCCAUGUAGAAGAUUGCUGUUUCAAGCUUCCGCCGAAUGUUACCAUGGAGGAAGGUGCACUGCUGGAGCCUUUGGCAGUGGGCGUUCACAGUUGUCGAAUCGCCGGGGUUACUCUGGGUUCAAACGUGCUUGUGCUUGGAGCUGGACCAAUUGGAAUGGUGACAGUUUUAGUGGCAAAAGCAAUGGGAGCCGCGAAGAUUUGUGUUCUCGAUUUGGUACAGAGCAAACUGAAUAUUGCUAAAGACAUUGGCGCUGAUGUCACGUUGCUUAUUAAGAAGGGCGACAAAGAGGAUGACAUCGUCAAGAAGAUCCAUCAGUUGUUGGGGGUCGCUCCGGACAUAUCGAUCGAGUGCACAGGAGCCGAACCAUGCGUCCGAAUUGGUAUUUUGGCAACCGACAUCGGAGGCGUGCUCACGCUGGUGGGAAUUGGAUCGACCAACAUGAAUCUACCGAUAACGAUCGCUCUGGUUCGUGAGGUUGAAAUUCGCUCCGGGUUUCGCUACGCUAACGCCUAUCCCGCGGCAUUGGCUAUGGUGGCUAACGGGACGAUCGACGCUACGAAGCUGAUAACGCAUCAUUUCGAUCUGAGUCAGUCGGUAGAGGCAUUCAAAACUGCUCGUUACGGCUUGGAAGGGGCAAUCAAGGUUAUGAUCCACUGUCAACCGAGGAAUAAGAACAACUCGGUGAAGAAGCUAUAAGCCGAUUUGCAGUGUGGAAUCUUGAAGAAUCUCGGAUUAAUAAAUAGUGGUAUAAGUGCUUUGCAAUAGCAUGAUGUAUUAACACUACCACACCACCGAAACGACGUCACAACUUUAUCUCCCUUCAUCUUACCACAAAAUAACAAUCAAAAAAAUGUAUUGGACAACGUCCAUUCGUCAGUGCUAUUAAAUCGGUUUAAUUUAGUUUAGUUCUUGCACCACAAAAUAGUUCACAAACAGUUAGAAAACAAAAUAAAUGCUAUUAUUAGCACGCCCUUGCACUUAAAUGUAACCUAAUGACCAUGUUUGUUGUGUUCGUUGCGAUAAUGAGAUAAUGAUUUGCUUCGUUGGAUUGCAAAUGAUGCCGCCAAUCAUCAUUUGAAUAAUUAUUAGGCGGUGAUCACUGCAGAAUGAGCUGAUGGAGAACAGCUCGUCAAGAUACCUAACUGUGAUUCCGAUUAAUUUGUUCUGCCCGAUGAAAAGAGGAAAUAUAUAAUG
This is a messenger RNA of Sabethes cyaneus, 1642 nucleotides long. Its product is annotated as sorbitol dehydrogenase-like. The record is from RefSeq and is a predicted model, not a curated record. The transcript has 2 exons. The coding region runs from base 59 to 1144 and encodes 361 amino acids. Gene Ontology annotation, molecular function: zinc ion binding; L-iditol 2-dehydrogenase (NAD+) activity. Gene Ontology annotation, biological process: D-sorbitol catabolic process. Lineage: Eukaryota; Metazoa; Arthropoda; Insecta; Diptera; Culicidae.